AUGAUAACUCGAUUCCUGACGGACGUCCGCGUCAAAUUCAACCCCUUCUCACCCCGCUCAAAACCCGCGCGACUCUUCCUCUCCCUGAUACCACCAAAUGCGCGAGCGGAUGGGAUGAAGGUGGAGACACAGAUGCUGCCAAGAACGAGCAAAGAACCCUCAACAUUAGGCGUGAAGUUCAAGGACGGAAAGGAGAUGAACCUUGACCUAGAUAAGAUGCGCAUAACCGAAGUCAUGGAAGAGGUGGACCGACACUCGCGGUUGCUGGCCAGGAAGGAGGAACUGACGGGCAACUGA
This is a messenger RNA of Trematosphaeria pertusa, 297 nucleotides long. RefSeq lists its product as uncharacterized. Gene Ontology annotation, cellular component: mitochondrial large ribosomal subunit. Lineage: Eukaryota; Fungi; Ascomycota; Dothideomycetes; Pleosporales; Trematosphaeriaceae. Gene Ontology annotation, molecular function: structural constituent of ribosome. Bases 1 to 297 code for a protein of 98 amino acids. The transcript has 2 exons. The record is from RefSeq and is a predicted model, not a curated record.